Trifolium pratense (red clover) is the source of this 1618-nucleotide messenger RNA. Its product is annotated as fasciclin-like arabinogalactan protein 10. The record is from RefSeq and is a predicted model, not a curated record. The transcript has a single exon. Gene Ontology annotation, cellular component: plasma membrane. The coding region runs from base 129 to 1391 and encodes 420 amino acids. Lineage: Eukaryota; Viridiplantae; Streptophyta; Magnoliopsida; Fabales; Fabaceae.
ACCAUACAAACAAACAAACAUUUGUACAUCUUUAACUCCUACUCUUCCACUUCCACUUAACUUCCACACUCACUCAAACCACACCUCUCUUCCUCUUCUCUCUCACUUCCAUUACCCAUUUCCCCAAAAUGGGUAACCAUUCUCUCAUUCUCCUCCUUAUCCUCUCCAUCGUCACCACCAUCUCCGCCCACAACAUCACCGAAAUCCUCUCCGACAACCCCGACUACUCUCAAUACAACAACUUCCUCUCCCAAACCAAACUCGCCGACGAAAUCAACUCCCGCACUACCAUCACCGUCUUAGUCCUCAACAACGCCGCAUUCUCUUCCAUCACCUCCACCCACCCUCUCUCCGUCGUCAAAAAAGUCCUCAGCCUCUUAAUCCUCCUCGACUACUUCGACAACACUAAACUCCACCAAAUCACCAACGGCACCACCCUCACCACCACCCUCCUUCAAACCACCGGCAACGCUCAAGGCAACAUCGGAUCCGUCAACAUCACCGACUUAAAAGGCGGUAAAGUUGGUUUCGGUUCCGCCGCACCGGGAUCUAAACUCGAUUCAUCUUACACAAAAUCCGUCAAACAAAUCCCUUACAAUAUCUCUGUUCUUGAAAUCAACGCUCCGAUUAUCGCUCCUGGAAUCUUAACAGCUCCUCCUCCGUCUAGCGACGUUAACAUAACCGCUUUAAUUGAAAAAGCUGGAUGUAAAACGUUUGCGUCGUUAAUCUUAUCUAACGGUUUGAUUAAAACUUUUCAAUCAGCGGCUGAUAAAGGCUUAACAAUUUUUGCACCGAACGAUGAAGCUUUUAAAGCACGUGGCGUUCCAGAUUUAAGCAAGCUCACCAAUGCUGAAACGGUGUCGCUCUUACAGUAUCAUGCUGCUGCUAAAUAUCUUCCUAUUGGAUCUUUGAAAACUAGUAAGGAUCCUAUUAGUAGUUUAGCUACCAACGGUGCCGGAAAAUUUGAUUACACCGUUUCCGUUGCCGGCGAUUCUGUUACUCUUCAUACUGGCGUUGAUUCUUCGAGAAUUGCUGAUACUAUUUUGGAUGCUACACCGCUUUCUAUUUACUCUGUUGAUAGCGUGCUUCUACCUCCGGAGCUUUUUGCUACAUCGCCGUCGCCUGCUCCGGCACCGACACCUGCUGGUGCUCCUUCACCGACACCUGCUUCUGCUCCAUCACCGGCUGAUGCUCCUACUCCAUUACCUGCCUCGCCGCCAGCUCCUGCUGGUGAGAGUCCCGAUGGUGCUCCGGCUGAUGCACCGUCAACUGCGGCGGAGCGUAGCAGUUCCGGUAAAUCUGCUGGUGUUCACGUGAAAGCUUCUGCUGUUUUUACUGUUACAGUGACUGCUUUGUCUGCUUUUGUCAUUUCGUCUGUUUUCAUGUCCUGAUUUGUAAUUUUAGAUUGUUCUUGUUUUAUUUUUGUAAUUUUAAAAUUUGAGUUUUUUUUUUCCUUUUUCCAUCUUUGCAUGUGAUUGGAUUGGAGAUUUUUUUUAAUUUAUUUUUUAUGUUAUAAAUUAAUUUAGGUGUGGACCGUUGUCCGUUGUACGUGAAUGAUGCUUUGCUGUUGUUUGUUUUUGUACUAUAGUUUUAAUUUAUUUAAUUUUUGGGUUUGUAA